This is a messenger RNA of Capra hircus (goat), 884 nucleotides long. RefSeq names its product chromosome 8 C8orf74 homolog (gene C8H8orf74). The transcript is spliced from 4 exons. The coding region runs from base 21 to 884 and encodes 287 amino acids. NCBI's taxonomy places the organism in Eukaryota, Metazoa, Chordata, Mammalia, Artiodactyla, Bovidae. The record is from RefSeq and is a predicted model, not a curated record.
UAGCAACUGGAUGCAGGGCCAUGGCACUCUUAACAGCCCAGGGAGUGGAAAGAGUCUUCCAACUUCAGAAACCAGAAGGUCGGGAGCACCUGCGGAGACUGCUGAACUGGGAAGAGUUUGACGAGGUCAGGGACCCCCGCAGAAGCAUCUUGCUGGACACCCUCUAUGAAAGCAUCAUCUUCGCUGUGGGCAAAGGCUUCCCAUGGAGGGAGGUGGCACAGGUGGUCAAGUUCACGGAAGAGCUGCUCAAGGAAACCAAAGGUUGCUCCAUCACCGAGGCCGUGACAAUCCUGGGAAACAAGCUCAGAGAUUAUCAGGGGCAGUUCAACACCACCCACCUGCUGGCCCUGUGCGACUACUUCCACAACACCUUCAUCCGCCACUACAAACUCUACCAGUACGUCCUGGGCCAGGACCGGGAUGUCAACCUGACUGUUGCUAACCUGGAGGUGUGCACGCCGCCCCAGCCGCUCCCACUGGCCGAGGGCAAGGACCGGGAAGUCUGGAAGCAUGAGCAGCAGCUGGAGGGGCUGAGCAGCCGGGUGCAGAGCGGACCAUGCUCCGCUGAGGUGCGCCUAGAAGCGGACCUCAACAUGGCCUCAGCUUUCCCCAGACCCUGUUUACCAGCCACAUUCUGUUUCUUGCAGGAGCUAGAGAAACUCAUCAAUGAGGCCAUUCACAUCCAGAUCGAGUGCCUCAAGGAGCUGCUGCAGUAUGAGAUACAGAUAACCUUUGAUAUUUUGGACCUGAAACUUCAGAAGAAGACUCUAAACCUCAACGCUCCCAUCCCUCCCUUGGUCCCCAUUGCUGGUCAGUCAGGCCAAGACGAAGCUCUUAAGUUGUCCAAAACCAACAAAGGGAAGAAAGCAAAAGCAAAGAAGUAG